UCUUCUCCCAGAAGUCUUACACCACCACCAGGAGGAGAUGUGCCUUCUGUGGAAAAACCUGCGAAGAAAGGGUGGUUCUCAUUCACUUCUUCUGCUCCCAAGAAGAACGUGAUAGAGAAAGCAGCUCCAAAUAAUUCCGAACCUGUGGAGAUGGCAAAGGAAGCUGAGUCCGAAUUACCUUUGCCAGACCGAUUGCUCGGUAGUGGAACUCGCCCUCCACAUCGCUUAGAUUUUCAGCUGCAGCCUGCGCUGACAGAUAAGAGUUACUGGUCGGUGUUGAAGAGCCACUUCAGUUAUUGGACGAAUGCUGAUUUGGCGUUGUUCAUGGCAAACGUACUUUUUGGCAAACCUAAUAGUUGUGAACAAGCGAAUGGUAUUGAAGCGCCUGGUGUUAGCUCAUAA
Molecule: messenger RNA, 402 nt
Organism: Strongylus vulgaris
Lineage: Eukaryota; Metazoa; Nematoda; Chromadorea; Rhabditida; Strongylidae
Source: the annotation of a GenBank genome assembly